CCACACCAAAAGCUAUCCUCCUCCCUCCUCCAGCCCCCCACCACCCUCUUCCACCAUCGCAGAAAAGGAAAAGGGGAAAGGACCCUCAGAUUCAAAACGGUAAAGCCUGCCGCACCCUGCUCCUCCUCGCAGCCCACUCUCUCGGACGGACUCCCCCCUCUCUGGUUCUGCUCUGACCUUGAGUGCGGCGCAAGCCAGCAGGAGCAGAGCUGAGCAGGGAAGGAAUUUCCCGAGGGGACAGCCCGCAGCUGCCGCCAGAAGAGAGCACCCGGAGGGGGAGCCUCCAAACGCAAGCAACCAAGCCCACGCGGCAGGAGCGCGGAGCCGAGCACCUACAAAAUGCAGCAGCAGGGGAGCGGCGGCGGCACGGCUAGUAGUACCACCACCAGCGGCGGCCGGAGGCGCGUGUUGGUGCGGGGCGCGGCGGCGGCGGCAACGGCGCCCGCGGGGUCGGGGUCGGUGUGGGAGGCGCGGAUGAGGAUGGACGAGGUCAAGGGCGGCGUCAAGGUCUUCAGCGCCGGGGGCGGGGACGAGCCCGCCGACGAGGAGGGGAUGCGGGUGUACCGCCGCCUGCGCCGCAACCAGAGCGACGGGAACGCCGGCGCGGGCAACGGCGCGGCAGCGGCCGCGAAGAAGCGGCGCAACUGGAAGGCGUCCGAGCCGGUCACCGCGAUCGGGGACCUCCGCAAGUCGCACUCCGACGCCAUGGCCGCCGUGAGUACGACGACGACCACCACCACCGCGGUGGUCGCGAGGCGGGCCGUGGCGAGGGUCACCACGCCCGAGAAAAAGAUUGCGCCCGUGGCGGCCGCUGGUGGGGAGGUCAAGGAGGUGGUGGUCGUCGACGUGCACAAGGCCCAAGCGGAGGAGGAACCAGAGGAGGAGUUGGACGACGACGCCUACGGAUUGGACGACGAGGAGCUCGAGGCGGAGGAGGAGGAGAAGGAGAUGCUGGAUCAGGAUCACAUGGCCGUUGACAAGGACGAAACUGCUCUGCACCAAGUGGACGAUGACGGCAACAAAGAUCUCGAGCCACCGACAAAAGCAGGGAUCAAGUCGACGCUGUCGGUGGAAGACGAGAGAGCGGCCAACCCAGAGCCAGUGAAGCCGCCUCCAGAGAAGAAAUUAGCUUCCGCCAUCGAUCUCCGAGCAAUCAACCCGGAGCCCAUGACCCCUCCUCCAGGGGAGAAGAAGACGACAUCGAUCAUAGUUCACCGCAUGACGAACUUCGAGCCGGCAAAAACUUCUCCAGAGAAGAAAGCUUUGCUCGCUACUGGUGGCCGGAUUCCGAAGCAUGAUCCUGUCAGCAAUCCUCCCAUUGAAGAGUAUGAGGAGAUUCAAGGAAGGCCAUCUCAACCCAGCAGAAGCCAUGAAAGAAUGCAAAACAUUGUGAAUUUGGUGAUGUGGAGAGAUGUGUCAAAGUCUGCACUGGUGUUUGGAUUAGGGACUUUCUUGCUCAUCUCGUCCUCCUAUGUCAAAGACCUAAAUUUCAACACAAUCACGGCAGCGUCAUAUGCAGGACUAAUCUACCUUGGCCUAAGGUUCCUGCGCAAGUCCAUACUGAACAGAGGUGAAACUGUGGACUGUGAGGAUGAGAGAGACAGCGAGAGGUGCUACCUAGUUGGGGAGGAGGAGGCCAUCUGGCUGCUGAGGCUGGUGCUGCCGUACAUCAAUGAGGUGCUCCUAAAUCUGAGGUCUCUCUUCUCUGGAGAGCCCGCGACAACCAUGAAGCUGGCAUUGCUACUGUUUGCGAUGGCCCGGUGCGGCAACUUUGUCACCCUCUGGACCCUGGCCAAACUGGUGUUCUUUGGGGUCUUCAUCAUCCCGAAGGUGUGCUCCUCUUACUCCACGCAGCUGGCAAGAUACGGCAAGUUUUGGCUGGAUAGGUUCAGGGACGCCUGGGAGUCGUGCUCCCACAAGAAGGCGGUGGUGGCGGCCGUCUUCACCCUCGUCUGGAACGUCUCCUCAACGGUGGCGCGCGUCUGGGCGGUCUUCAUGCUGGUGGUGGCCAUGAAACUGUACCAGCAUCGCAUGGUGGAGUUCGGCUGGAGCAGCACGGUAGAGGAAGGCGGUGCUGCGGCAGACGAAGCGGAAGCAGACGAUGAGGUACACAGCGAAGAGCAGGCGGCAAAACCUAGCCUGUCCAGGGCCCAGGGCGAGGCGCAGGUGUUUGGGACGGCGGCGGUGCCGCGGCAUAGACGAGCGCCAGUCUCCGGCGAGUUCGCCAAGGAGAGGCUGAGGGCAAGGGGCGGUAUCCAGCCGAGGUGACAUUUAGGAAUGAGAUUAGGCUGUUUUUGCUGGGUUGUUUUUCUAGGCUACAACGUUGUCCAGGUGUGUUCCGUGUGUCACAGAACCGCCAAGUUAAACGGCUUAAUUAAGCGUAAUUGCCAUCAUUUGAACGCAUCAGACGCAUUAGCUUAAUUAAGUGUAA
Molecule: messenger RNA, 2431 nt
Organism: Panicum virgatum (switchgrass)
Lineage: Eukaryota; Viridiplantae; Streptophyta; Magnoliopsida; Poales; Poaceae
Product: reticulon-like protein B21
Exons: 13
Coding region: 340-2268 (642 amino acids)
Source: RefSeq, a predicted model, not a curated record